GUUGCUUUCGUUGCCGUUUAAGACGUAAAACGGCUGAAGUCUAUUCCUGAACCUGCGCAUCUGAUUGGCUGCUGGCGUUUGACGUCAAGGUCUGGGCGUGAGCUUCAUGGACAUCAACAAAAGAGAGAAAAGGAGAAAGGAGAGAGGAGACGAGAAGGAGUAACGAUAAACGGUGGGACACAACAGAUAUGUGGAUUUAAUCUACACUAACAGUAAUAAUACUGUACUGAAACACAAGACCACUUGCUCCAGUGCCAGCUGAGACAUGGACGCCUAUAAGCUGAUGAAGGAGCUGAGGCUAAACUAUGAGCAGGAGGUCCAUUACCUACCUAAGGAGACAGGACUGAGCCUCAUUGAGGCCACUUCACAGGAUGACAGCCGAAUCUCGGCUAAGUGUCGCAAUGCCAAAGUGGAGGACUUGUGGAGUCUGACCAGCUUCUUCGGUUACAGCACGCAGACCUUCGUCCUGGCUGUCAACCUGCUGGACAGAUUCCUGGCCAUGAUCAGGGUCCAGCCCAAACACCUCUCCUGCGCCAGCCUCAGCUGCCUCCACAUGGCGGCCAAAGUGACGGAGGAGGAGUGUAACUUGACGCCGGGGGACGAGCUCAUCCGCAUUGGACAGUGCAGGUUCACAGUGUCCGACCUCAACCGCAUGGAGAAGAUCGUCUCGGAGAAGCUCAACUUCAAGUCCAAAGCCAUCACUGCCUUAACAUUUCUUCACCUGUACCACCAGAUUGCACUUUCACACUGCACAGAAAGAAAGGAGACUUUAAACCUGGAGAAGCUGGAGGCGCAGCUCAAAGCCUGUCUCUGCAGAAUCUCUUUCUCCAAAGCAAAGCCGUCCGUCCUCGCCCUCUCUCUCCUGAGGCAGGAGAUUGAAGCUGUCCAGUCAGAGGACAUGUUGGAGAUAGCCUAUCACAUCCAGAGACACCUGAAGAUUGCAGACAGUGAGCUGCUGCUGUGGAGCGAGCGUGUGGCGCGGUGUCUCUUGGACUACGCGUCCCCUGAAUGCAGCAAACCCAACCACAGGAAGCUGCAGUGGAUCGUCUCGAGGCGGACCGCCCAGAACCUGCACAGCUACCGCAGCGUCCCUGAACUGCCCACCAUCCCAGAGAACUGCUGGGAUGAGAGCGAGAGCGAGGACUCCAGUGAAGACGUGAUGAGCUCAGGCGAGGAGUCCCUCAGCAGCUCUCUGGGCAGCGACGCCGAGGGUCCUUUCUUCCCUCUGCACCUCCGCCAAAAACACCGCCAACACCUCCACGCCUGAAGCCUCGCCGCCGCCGCCAUGUGCCUCUCCGUCUUAACCCUCCACUCUUGAAACUUCUUCACGUCCAUUUGAAUUGUUGCUUUGAUAAGCUCCGGUGCUGGGGGAGAAUCGCACAACUACUGGCAGCUGGACUCUUCUGGGUAGAUUUGGUAGAUGAUUUUAGUUUGUAGUCGUGUUGGUGCAUGUUCAGAUGUCACAUUCCAGGACUUUAAAGUUAGAUAAAAAUCGGCCGACUGGGUACAGAGUCAGUUUUUCAAGGAGUUGGAUACAGGAAACUCUCAGAGAUCUCAGACCUGAAGCGACUUUUCGCGUUGGCGAGAAAAAAAAAAAGCUAAAAUGUGGUGAAUAUUUAUCAGAAAGUUUUGACUGUUAUUAAUCUUAAGACUGUUUUUAGUGGAGUCAGGAGAUGGACAGAAGACAAGAGCAGCUGUGGAAUGAUUUCUGGGGUUAGAUUGAACAAUUCAAAGAGCUCAACAGAGAGAAGAUUUACACGUUUAUCUCGGGAUCAGUGUUGCACAAUUUCUGAUGAAAGAAAAUUCAGAUUGUGACUCUUUUUUAAUUUAGAGUCUCGGCCAAAUUCCACCAGAUCGGUAGCGGAUCGGAGACUGACCAAAUUUGAACAACCUCGUUUCAAAGAUAUUUAGAUCAAACCUUAGUUAUUGUGCAACCCUGAGAGAAAGAUAAAUUGAAGUCCUGAUCAUAAGUAAGACGCAGAACUUUGAGCCUCAAUUUUUGAGACAUCUGCCCUUGUGCAUGGCCGCUCUCUUCUUUUGUCACAGUUUCAUUUGCACAGUUUUCUUUUGAAACUCUCUCAAGUGUUAAACGAGCAGACUGGAGGUCGGAGUUUGUGUCUGAAGGGAAACAGAAGUGCCAGAAAAUCUCUGAUUUCAGGACAGCCCUUUAAAAGUGCCUUGCACCAAGGCAUUCGAGACAGACCCGACCUUUCCUUCAGAUUCAAACCCUGCUCACACCGCAGGGUGCUCAGAUAAAUAUUUAACGAGUGUUUGUGGACGUGUGUGUGUGUGUAUGUAUGACCCUGGUUUAAAAAGUCGAAGUUGCCAACUUUAGGAUGUAGCGUUGAAAACAAGUUUUUGUUAUUUGUUCGGUGAGGAUGUCGUAUGAUUAAAGAAAUGCUGAAAAAAAGUCUAAAAAAUGUCCAAAAUGUAAGAAAAUGUUAAUAUAAAAACAUGUAAAACUGUAAAUGAUGUACACAAAAAUCUGUUAAUAGUUCUUUGUAGAUAUUAUGUUAUUUAUUCUCUUUUUGUCAACUGUACUGAAACAAGAAAAUCUUAUAAAAAUAUUGUUUUUUAA
Messenger RNA from Notolabrus celidotus (New Zealand spotty), 2578 nucleotides. It is a transcript of the gene ccng2, whose product is annotated as cyclin G2. The transcript has 8 exons. The record is from RefSeq and is a predicted model, not a curated record. The coding region runs from base 266 to 1267 and encodes 333 amino acids. Lineage: Eukaryota; Metazoa; Chordata; Actinopteri; Labriformes; Labridae. Gene Ontology annotation, cellular component: cyclin-dependent protein kinase holoenzyme complex; nucleus; cytoplasm. Gene Ontology annotation, biological process: regulation of cyclin-dependent protein serine/threonine kinase activity; mitotic cell cycle phase transition. Gene Ontology annotation, molecular function: cyclin-dependent protein serine/threonine kinase regulator activity.